AAAAAUAAUUGUCAGAACAGUUGAAAGUGCGUAUUUUGAUGUUCCCUUUUGUAUACCACAUACAUUUUUAAUGAUUUUUCCAGGGAGUUGGUGUUAAUGCGACGCUUCGCUCGUGUUGUGCUUGUGUUUACAUGUUCGGGACGUUUUAGUUUAUUCCAAUGAUGUCUCAGCAGCGGUCGAGAAAGGCCGCCGGGGCUGCCUUAGAGGCCCCCCGAGGCCGGCAGUCGGUCGUCAAAGCCUCAGGCGACUCGGUUUCCUCGAACCUCCAGGCAAAGCAACCCACCGUCAGAAGUACGAGCAAAAGCAAAAUACCGAAGAGCCUGCGAUACGACUUGGAAAACGCACUCGUUGGUCUAUGCGACGUGUGGUUCGAAGAGAUCAAGCCACACCUAGUCCGCAACAACAUAAAGGUGCACGUGCACGGCGCUGGGCCGGCGAGCGGCGACCACCGGCGACUGCCGCCCGGCGCGCCCGGCUGCUCUCACCUCGACCCAGGUGCUGCCCCCGAUGUGCACGUGCACGGCGGUGGCCCAGCGAGCGGUGGCCACCGGCGGCUGCCGCCCGGCGCGCCCGGCUGCUCUCACCUCGACCCAGGUGCUGCCCCGAUGUACGAGCCACACCGCUCUGAUAUCUCGCUAUCAUUCACAUUUCACACCACAACGGACAUUAUAAUGUAUUUGUUAAAACGACGUUAA
Ostrinia nubilalis (European corn borer) is the source of this 695-nucleotide messenger RNA. RefSeq lists its product as uncharacterized. The coding region runs from base 159 to 695 and encodes 178 amino acids. NCBI's taxonomy places the organism in Eukaryota, Metazoa, Arthropoda, Insecta, Lepidoptera, Crambidae. The record is from RefSeq and is a predicted model, not a curated record. The transcript has 3 exons.